AUGACUGAGUGCCCAGCGAUGGCACAGCGACUUCUCCUCAUUUCUUGUGUUCUGCUCCUUUCACAGCGCGGGACGUUUGGCCAAGCGCCCUCUACCUGCGGAACAGACGAGUUUCAGUGUGUGACCGGCGAGCAGUGCGUCCCGGUGGAGUUUGUGUGCGACGGAGAAAACGACUGCCAGGACGGGUCGGAUGAGCAGCGGACAUGCAAUGGUCAGACGUGUGCCAGCAACCAGUUCACCUGCAGGGAGGGUCAGUGCAUCCCAGCGUCAUACCAGUGUGACCGCAUCCAGGACUGCAAGGACGGCUCCGACGAGACGGGGUGCAGCGACCCGAGCUGCCCUGACCAGACCUGUGCCAACGGCGUCUGCUUAAGCCACUCCCAGCGCUGCAAUGGCGUCCUCGACUGCAGGGACGGCUCGGAUGAAGCAAACUGCACUCUUGGCUGCCUGAUGCACCAGUUUGAGUGCCACAAUGGCCUCUGUGUUUCAAUCUCCUUCGUGUGUGACCAUUGGGACGAUUGUGGGGACAACAGCGAUGAGGAAGGAUGUGCGUACCCCAGUUGCAGUGGAAACCAGUUCACGUGUGCCAGUGGGCGCUGCAUCGACCAGAAUUGGGUGUGUGACGGAUUUAACGACUGCACAGACUUCAGCGAUGAGAAAGGCUGCGACAGCGGCUCUCGAGAGUGCUACCCAGGAGAAUGGCCGUGUCCCAGCUCUCCAAAGUGUAUCCCUGUCAUGAACGUGUGUGACGGCCACGCCGACUGUCCCCUGGGGGAAGACGAAACCAAUUCAACUGCCAACUUAAAAUGCGGUUUUGAGCGCUGUGCGCAGCUCAGCUGUGAGUACAGGUGCCACAUGUCCCCCAGCGGUGGCACCUGCUACUGUCCAGACGGUUACAUCCUCAGCAAUGACAGCCGCAGCUGUGGCGACUACGACGACUGCAACAUCUGGGGGGUCUGCGAGCAGCUGUGCGAGGACAGCAUUGGAAGUCACCAGUGCCGCUGUGCGGACGGCUACAUCCUGGAGAACGGCCGACGCUGCAAAGCUGACAUUUCUGCCGGAAUUCCACAACUGUUGUUCUCCAAUGGCCGGGACGUUAUGAUCGGUGACAUCCAUGGCAGGAACAUGAGGCAGCUGAUCAAGUCCCAGAACCGAGGACAGGCUUUGGGUGUGGACUACCAUUGGAUCACCCAGCGUGUAUUCUGGACGGACACCACUCAGAAAAAGGUGUUCUCAGUCAAACUGGAUGGCACCGAUCAGAAGGAGGUCCUGUCGGUGUCGGUGGACAGCCCAGAGAACCUCGCCGUCGACUGGAUCACCUUCAAGCUGUACGUGGUGGAGAGCCUGGUGGACAGGAUUGAGGUCUGUGAUUUCAGUGGUGCCAACCGUGUGAGUCUGAUUGCAGAGAACCUCCAGAAUCCCCACGGUCUGGCCCUCGACCCCACUGUCGGGUACAUGUUCUUCAGCGAUCGGAGCAACUCCGACAAUCUGCCCAAACUGGAGCGGGCAUACAUGGAUGGCAGCCAUCGCAUGGACCUGGUGAAAAGCAAGCUGGGGGCUCCUUCUGGGAUAUCGCUGGACCUGGUCACCAGGCGGGUAUACUGGGCCGACAGUCACUUCGACUACAUCGAGACGGUCACCUACGCCGGACUGGACAGGAGGAUGAUCUUGACUGGUGGGGUGGAUGUGCCGCACCCCUUUGGCCUGGCGGUGUUUGAGAGUAACGUCUACUUCACCGACUGGACUAAAAUGGGUUUGGUCAAAGCCAACCGCUUCGGUGGUGGAGAAGAAGCUACCGUCCUGUAUCGCUUAACAGAGCAUCCGGGGCAUGUGGUGGUCCUGCAUCCAACUCUCCAGCCGAUGGCUAUAAGUCCGUGUGGGAAGCACAAUGGCGGCUGUGAGCAGAUCUGCGUCCUGAGCCACCGGUCCGACAACGGCGGGCUUGGAUUUCGCUGCAAGUGUCGUCUGGGAUACGACCUCCGAGAAGAUGGCCACAGCUGCACCAAGCUGGACAGGUUUCUCCUCUUUUCCUCCAAGAACGUCAUUCGAGGAAUCCCUCUGGACGUGUCCCAGCAGGAGGACGUCAUGUUGCCCAUCAGUGCCACGUCUUCCUAUUUCACUGGGCUGGAUUACGAUGCCCAACAGGAGACCCUUUACUUUAGUGACAUUUAUAACAGCCGCCUCUACAAGGCCAAGAUCGACGGCACAGGCCUUGAGGUGAUUUUGGGUCAACGGAUUGGAGGGGUAGAAGCGAUGACCUUUGACUGGAUCUCCAGGAUUCUUUUCUGGACUUCUUCUACAUAUAAGACCAUCACAGCUUUCAAAGUGACGGAUAAGUCAAGGCGGGAUAUCAUCACCAAUCUGGGAAAGCCGAGAGGAAUUGUGGUGCACCCUGGAAUUGGUUUCCUUUUCUGGACUGACUGGGAGCGGCCGGCGAGAAUUAUGAGAGCCUGGUGUGACGGUUCCAACAAGGUUCCCAUUGUGAACACAACAUUGGGGUGGCCUAAUGGAAUUGCGGUUGACAGGACCACCCUCCGACUCUACUGGGUGGACGCGCUCUUCGACACCAUAGAGCACAGCGACGUCAACGGCCUGGCCAGGCAGACCUUCUCCAGCAUUGGGCAGAUCACUCAUCCCUACAGCCUGGCUGUCCAUGGAGAGCAUCUCUUCGUGUCUGACUGGAGACUCCAGGCCUUAUUCCGAGUGAGCAAGGCAGAUGCCAACGGGAUUGACGUGAUUCGCCAAGGAAUCCCCAACAUCAUGGCCGUCAAGGUGUAUGACGUGCGUCAUCAGACAGGCAUCAGGAACAAGUGCAACCUGAAUGUGACCGUGAAUGGUGACUGCAGCCAUUUCUGCUUUGCCGUCCCUAACGGGCGAAUGUGUGGGUGCCCCUAUGGCAUGAAGCUAACCGGUGAUAAUUUACACUGCACCCCUGACAACUCCACGGAACCCCCAGAAGAUGUCUGCGGACCCUACUCCUUUGCCUGUGAUGAAGGUCGCUGUAUGCCCAGCUGGUACUGGUGUGAUGGAUUCGCGGACUGCUUGGACAAAACCGAUGAGGCCAACUGUACUGACCCUGGUGUGACUUGCUCUCCUUCUGCAUUUAAAUGCGGGAGCAACAUGUGCAUCCCGCAGUCAUGGCGCUGCGAUGGCCUGGAGGACUGUGCAGAUGGCAGCGAUGAAGACAAUUGCCCAACCAAGGGUCCAGUCUAUUGCCGGGAGGGCUUCUUCUCCUGUGAAAAUGGCUACUGCGUCCCCAUAAGCUGGCUCUGUGACACCGUCAACGACUGUGGUGACGGCUCGGAUGAACGAAACUGCAAUUUUACUGGGACAUGUCGGCCCGGGCAGUUCCUGUGUCCAGACCACCGCUGCAUCUCCAACGCUUUUGUGUGUGACGGUGACUUGGACUGCAUCGAUGGCUCCGAUGAAAAGAAUUGUGAAUUCCGCUGCACCACCAGCCAGUUUGCUUGUGCCAGCGGCGACCAGUGUAUCCACUUCAGCUACCGGUGUGAUGGGGUCUUCGACUGCCGGGAUCAUUCGGAUGAAAUGCAUUGCCCCACACGCCAUCCGGGCAUGUGCCACGACCACGAGUUCCAGUGCCAGGGUGAUGGCCUGUGUAUCCCCGAGGAGUGGGAAUGCGACAGGCACCCUGACUGCCGGGAUGGCUCAGAUGAGCACAACAGAUGCCCGGUCCCCACUUGUCGCCCUAAUUACUUCCUCUGUGACAACGGGAACUGCGUCUCACAGAGCUGGGUCUGCGAUGGUGAAAACGACUGCCGCGACAUGAGCGACGAGAAAGACUGCCCGGCUCCGCCGUUCCAGUGUGCCAACAAUCAGUGGAAAUGCCCAUCGGAAGACAUGUGCAUCCCAAAUGACAAGCUGUGCAAUGGGCAGCGGGACUGUCCCUACGGAGAGGACGAAUCUCCUACCUGCAAUGAGGAUGACUGUGCCGUAAACAAUGGCGGCUGCACCGAUGGCUGCAUCCAGGGUCCCUUUGGAGCCCAGUGCACCUGCCCGGCUGGCUUCCAGCUUCUCAACGACUCCAAGACCUGCAUGGAUAUCGACGAGUGUCAGAUCCCGGGAUCCUGCAGUCAGUUCUGCGUCAAUGAGCGGGGCUCCUACCGCUGCUACUGUGACGAGGGCUACACGCUGGAGCCAGACGGACGGGUGUGCAAAGCCACAGAUCCAAGGGAGGCCCUUCUGUUCAUCACCCGGCGGAAUCAAAUUCUAUCAAACAGCAUCCGAGCGAACCCUAACGUCAUCCUCUCCGUCAUCAACGAUGGCAUCAACAUCGGCACCAUCGACUUUGACACGGCUACGGAUACCAUCUUUUGGGCCGACACGUCUCAGAAAAUGAUCUGGAGUGCCCUGAGGAACGGGACGGACAGGAAACUGAUCUUUUACAGUGGGGUUACGCUGACGGAGAAUAUUGCAGUGGACUGGGUGGGGAGGAACCUCUACUGGAUUGACUCGGUUCUGGACACCAUUGAGGUGUCCACGCUGGAUGGACGACACCGAACCGUUCUGCUCAGUGAGAACAUCACCAGUCCUCGCGGUCUGGCGCUCGACCCCAGGAAUCACACAAAUGUGAUGUUUUGGAUGGACUGGGGUCAGAAUCCCCGGAUUGAAAGAGCCAGCAUGGACGGACUGAUGAGGAGAGUCAUCCUGACCCACAAGCUCUACUGGCCAAAUGGGCUGACGAUCGACUACCCCACCAAGCGCUUGUACUUUGCUGACGCCUACCUGGACUACAUUGACAGCUGUGACUACGACGGCCUGAACAGGCAGCAGGUGCUGGCCGGUGACCUGGUUGUUCAGCAUCCUCACUCCAUAACCAUCUUUGAAGAUCACAUUUACUGGACCGAGAGGUACAGUAACCAGGUCAUACGCGCCAAUAAGUGGCACGGAGGCAACAAGACCGUCGUCAUGCCCAACGUCUACGAGCCCCUUGGACUUGUGGUAGAUCAUCCCGUCAGGCAGCCCAAAGCCAGCAAUCCCUGUUUGGGCACACAAUGCAGUCAGCUUUGCUUGCUGUCAUCCCGGCGGCCGCACUACUACUCCUGCGCGUGCCAGUCAGGCUGGAAUUUGGGCGCUGACGGACACACAUGUGAGAGAGACCGCUCUCCCUUCCUCAUGACGGUGAGGGACACCAGCAUUGUGGGCAUCCCUCUGGAUCCAAACAACACUAACGACAACGCCAUGACUCCGGUCUCGAGCAUCAGCCACGGCUGGGACUUGGAUUUCGAUGACGCGGAGGAUUUUGUCUACUGGGUGGAGAAGCCGGGCGCCAUUCACAGGGUAAAGAGCGAUGGCACCAACAGGACCGAGUUUGCACCAGCGGCGCUCAUUGGCUCUCCUUCUGGGCUGGCGUUUGAUUGGAUCGGCAGGAUGAUGUACUACACCAACCCCACGUCGCAGACCAUUGAGGUGAUUCGGGUUGAUGGUGAACAGCAUUACAGAAAAACCAUCAUUGGCAACACAGGGAAACCCGAGGGAAGCGGCCAGCCAGUGGGUAUCGCUCUGGACCCAGCAAGAGGGAAACUCUACUGGACUGACCAGGGCACAGAAAGUGGAGUGCCACCAAAGGUUGGCAGUGCUGACAUGGAUGGCAGCAACCUGAGGAACCUCUUCACCGAUAACCUGAUGCGGGUGGAAUUUAUCUGUGUGGACAUCUCGGAGCGACGCCUGUACUGGGGGGUUGCCAGCACUGGAGUGCCAUUAGUGCACUUCAUCAGCCCCUGCCCCUGUGGGUCACCUUUAAUGCUCUCUUGGCAGAUCGAAACUGGAAACGUGGACGGGUCGGGCCGGAGGACCGUGAAGUACCUCUACUACACGGACGUGGACUACGAGGUGAUCGAGCGAGUGGACAAAGGGUCAGGGGCUGGCCUGGUGGUGAUGAGGAGCAACGUGCCCAACGUCAGAGGCCUGCGAGUCUACUACCGAGACAAAUCGGCUGGAGAAACGAAUGGCUGCAGCAACAACAAUGGAGGCUGCCAACAGUUAUGUCUCGCCAAGGAUGGAGGUCAACGGUCGUGUGGCUGCACCACAGGAUUUGUGCCCACACCAGAUGGACUGAGCUGUGUGGAGUACGAGUCCUUUGCUGUGGUGUCCACUUACAAGACAAUCCGAGGCUUUCACAUCAACAGCUCGGACCAUUCAGAGGCAAUGGUGCCCAUUUCUGGACAGAAUCGCUAUGCCAUCAAACUAGACGUCCACGUCCCCAGUGGGUUUGUCUACUGGGCUGACAAUUACGCAAACUCAAACUUCCACAGCGGCAUCUGGAGGGUCAAGACGGACGGCUCCUGGUACACCCCGAUUGUCACAAGUGGUGUGGGAGAUAAAGGCAUACAGGGACUGGCGGUCGACUGGGUGGCAGGUAACGUUUAUUUCACCAACGCCUACUCGAGCCAAACAUACGUUGAGAUCCUUCGCUUGAACACGACCUACCGGCUGGUGCUCCUAAAGAGUAGCGUGGACAGACCCCAGGACAUCGCUGUCAGCCCCCGACUGAGGUUCCUCUUCUGGACGGAUGGAGGCCAGACCCCCAAGAUCGAGCGGGCUUUGUUGGAUGGGACCAACAGGACUGUGCUCGCUUCCAGCAGCAUCUCGACCCCUACCGGGCUGGCGGUGGACUACACGAAUGACUUCCUGUACUGGACUGAUGAUUCGCUGGACAUGAUCUCCUCCAUGCGUUACGACGGAACUCAGCGGCAAAUCAUCCGCUACGGGUCACGCUACCCCACGCCGGCUGGCGUUUCCAUUUUUGGUAACAACAUGAUCUGGGUGGACCGCAACCUCAAGAAGAUAUUUCAAGCCAGCAAACAGGCCGGCAACACAGACUCUCCAGACGUGAUCCGGGACAACCUGAGUGAUCUGCGGGACGUGGUGGUGUUUGACCCUCAUGUGCAGCCCAUUUCGGCCAAUCUGGUCGGGUUUAACCCCUGCCUGGAGGACAACGGCCGCUGCCAGCAGUUCUGCUUUGCUAUUCCAGGACAGGAAGCUGCCAAGUGUGGUUGUGCCCACGGCUCCAUCUUGAGUAAUGGUGUCUCCUGUGGAUCCUCUCUGGACGAGUACCUGAUCUACGCCACAGACUACUCUGUGAACAGCGCCCGCUUGGACCCCGAUGACCACAGCCUGCCCUUCACUGCUGCCAUGACGGGAUAUGGCACCGUUGCAUUGGACUUCGAUUUUGAUGACAAAAAAGUUUAUUUCACGCAGAGUUCUGGGGUGGGACGCAGUCGGAUAAGCUACAUCAGCACCACGGCAUCAAGCAGUCCUCCAAUCACAGUGGCAUCAGACCUGGGGGACCCAGCAGGAAUCGCUUACGACUGGAUCCACAGACGCCUCUACGUCAGCGACUACAACAACCAGAGCAUCCUGUCCAUGUCACUGGAGGGCAAGAAUCGCACUUACAUUGCCCACGUGCCCAGUCCAAGGGCCAUCAUCGUGGACCCCUGCAAAGGGUACAUGUAUUGGACUGACUGGAGCAGCCACGCAAAAAUCGAGAGAGCCACGCUGGGCGGGAAUUUCCGUGUGCCGAUCAUCAACAGCAGCCUGGUCUGGCCGAGUGGCCUCACACUGGACUACGAGGAUGGGCUCCUGUACUGGGCAGACACCUACCUGAAAACGAUUGAGCGCUCCUCUCUGACUGGCGCCAACAGACAGGUGAUUGUGGGCAAAGCCUUUUACCCGUUUGCCAUGACCGUGUACCAGCAGCACAUCUUCUGGACCGACUGGGACACGCGCAGCAUCUACAGGGCCAACAAAGACGACGGCUCAGGUCUGACCGCCCUGCUCCGCAAUAUCCAGUACCGACCCCAUGACAUCCACAUAUCCACGCCGUCAAGACAACAGAAGUGCGGCAGCGCCUGUGAACAGUUCAACGGGGGCUGCAGCCAUGUCUGCGUGUCAGGUCCCAGUGGCGCUGAAUGCCAGUGCCCCUCAGAGGGCAGGUGGUACCUGGCAAAUAAUGGCAAGGACUGCGUAAAGGAUGAGGGUGCCCGCUGUGGCGAGGGACAAUUCACCUGCCUGACCGGCCAGUGCAUCUCGGAGCGGUGGAAAUGCAACGGCUACAAGGACUGUGCGGACAAUUCAGAUGAGCUGGAAAGAGUGUGUGCCUUUCACACUUGCUCGCCAAUGGACUUCACCUGUGACAACGGCCGCUGUGUGCCUUACGCCUUCCGCUGCGACCACUUCAACGACUGUGGAGACUACAGCGACGAGGUGGGCUGCGCCUUCCCCACCUGCAACCCGAGCACGGAGUUCACCUGCAGCAAUGGCCGCUGCAUCUCUCAGCAGUUCGUGUGCGACGGCAUCAACCACUGCCUGGACAACCAGACCUCGGAUGAAAUUAACUGCCCGAACCGGACGUGCCCAGCAGGGACAGUCAAGUGCACGACGACCAACAUCUGCAUAAAUCCCAGCAGCAUGUGUGACGGCUUCAACAACUGCGGUGACAACAGUGACGAGGACCCCAUGUUCUGCCGCACGCGGACCUGUGAGCCAGACAAGCACCAGUGCGACUCCGGGAAGUGCAUUCCCUCUUUCUGGGUGUGCGAUGGGCUUGCGGAUUGCCUCGAUGGCUCAGAUGAGCCCCCUUCCUGUGAGGAGCUUGUGGAAACGUGCCACCCUGAGCAGUUCACCUGCACCAACGGGCACUGCAUCCCGGCCUCCAUGGUGUGUGACGGGAAUAACGACUGCGGAGACAUGAGCGACGAGCACAGCGACCGGCACUGCGAUGAGGUGACGUGCCGCCCGGACGAGUUCACUUGCCCUCUUCCCUGGUAUUCAGGCCCCCGGUGCAUCCCCAAAUCCUACGUGUGUGAUGGAGAGCGGGACUGCAGCAACGCAGCCGACGAGCUUCAGAACUGUACCACCAGGCAGUGCCACGCCAACGAGUUCCGGUGUGCCAACGGUCUGUGCAUCCCUCUCCAUUUCAGGUGUGACAGGCAUAACGACUGCGGGGAUGGCAGUGAUGAGAAGGGCUGCACCUACCCGUCCUGCAGCGCCAGCCAGUUCACGUGCCAGAACGGCAUGUGCAUCCCAAGUGCGUUCAUAUGUGACGGAGACAACGACUGCUGGGACAAUUCGGACGAGCUGGACAGUCUUUGCCUGACCCCGGUGCCCACCUGUGCACCGGGCCAGUUUCACUGCAGCUCAGGGGAGUGCAUCGAUCUACACAAAGUCUGCAAUGGACAAAAUGACUGCAGUGACAUGAGUGACGAAAGAAGAUGUGGUGUGGAUGAAUGUGCCGAUGUGGCUGUGAGCCAGUGUGCCCAGAACUGCACCAACACCCUCACCAGUUACUACUGCUCCUGCUGGCCAGGCUACCGACUGAUGCCCGACGGCAAAGCGUGCGAAGACAUCGACGAGUGCUCCGAGACCCCUGCCAUAUGCAGCCAGAUCUGCGAGAACUCUGUCGGCUCUUUCCACUGCAAAUGCGCCAGUGGGUACAUCCGAGAGCCCGACGGGCACACCUGCCGCCACAACAGCCCCGUGCAGCCCUACCUGCUCUUCAGCAAUGGCUACUACAUUCGGAACCUGACAACGGAUGGCGGCAGCUUGUCCAUCGUUCUGCAGGGCCUGACAAACGGAGUGGCACUGGACUUUGACCACUAUGAGCAGAGGCUCUACUGGAUUGAUGUCGGGGAAGGCAAAAUCGAGAGGAUGUUCUUCAAUGGCACCGGCAGAGAAACCGUCAUUGACCACAAUGUGCCCCAGCCAGAGGGAUUAGCCAUCGACUGGGUGGGCAGGAAAAUGUACUGGACGGACGCGACCAUAGGAGCCAUCCACGUGUCCGAGCUGGACGGGCGCUUCCGGAGAAAGCUGAUCAGCGACUGCGUGGGGCCAAAUCACACUUACUGCUUCGAAAGGCCGCAGGCUGUGGCGGUCAAUCCAAAGCUGGGGUGGCUGUAUUGGACGGACUGGGGGCAGAAAGCCUUCAUUGGAAGGGCUGGAAUGGAUGGCCAGGACAGAUCAGCUAUCAUCACCACGAAGAUCGAGUGGCCUUACGGCCUGACCAUUGACUACACCACAGACAAGAUUUUCUUCACUGACGCCCAUCUGGAUUACCUCGAAUACGCCAACAUGGAUGGGAGUAAUCGGCACAUCGCCAUCAGUGGCGGCAUCCCAUACUGCUAUGCUCUCACUCUAUUUGAGGAUAUGGUGUACUGGACAGACUGGAACACCAAGACCAUCGAGACAGCCCAUAAAUACACCGGAGCUGGGCGCCUGUCCAUGAUGAACAUCACCCACAAGCCUAACGACAUCCAUGUCUAUCAUCCCUACCGCCAGCCACGGGGGAAGAACCCCUGUGAUGACAAGCCGGAGGCCGAGAGCUGCAGCCACCUGUGCCUGAUCGCUGGUGGUGGUCGGAAAGCCACCUGCGAGUGUCCCGACCACUUCAUUGGCAUCUUCGUGGGCUUCAAGGUGCAGUGCGUGCCCGACUGCUCCAGCACUCAGUUCCGCUGUGCCGACAAUGAAAAGUGCAUCCCAAUCUGGUGGAAGUGUGACAAGCAGAAGGACUGCAGAGACGGGUCAGAUGAGCCCACGACCUGCCCGGUGCGUUUCUGCCCACGUGGUCAGUUCCAGUGCUACGACGGUAACUGCACCAGCUCGAAUUCCAUCUGCAAUGGUUUACGGGACUGUCCCGAUGGCUCAGACGAGGAUCCUGUAUUAUGCACGAAUCACCGUUGUGAGGAGAACCAGUUUCAGUGCAACAAUAAACAGUGCAUCCCUCUGUCCUGGCACUGCAAUGGCAAUCGAGAAUGCUCUGAUGGCAGCGAUGAAGACCCCCAGCAGUGCCAAAGCAAGACCUGCAGUCCAAGAGAAUUCCAGUGCAAAAACGGCUACUGCAUCUCACAGGCCUAUGUGUGCGAUAUGGAAGACGACUGUGGGGACCACUCAGAUGAGCCCUACGACGAGUGCGUCAGACGCAGAUGUGACGAGCACACCGAGUUUUCCUGCAAGACCAACUACCGCUGCAUUCCACAGUGGCAGGUGUGUGACGGAUACAACAACUGCCUGGACAGCAGCGACGAGAAGGGCUGUGAGGAACUCAGUUGUGAUCCGCUGGGAGAUUUCAGGUGUGAAAACCAUCUCUGCAUCCCACUCCGCUAUCGCUGUGACGGCAACAACGACUGUGGGGACGGAUCUGAUGAAAAGAACUGCAGUCCCCGACUUUGCUCUGAAAGCGAGUUUCGCUGCGAUAACCAGAUGUGCAUCCCGGGGGUCUGGGUAUGUAACCACAAUGACGACUGCGGAGACAAUUCUGAUGAGCGCGACUGUGAGUACCGUCCUUGCCUGCCAGGCUACUUCCAGUGCAGCUCUGGGCAUUGCAUCCCGUCGGCACUGGAGUGUGAUGGACAUGGUGACUGCUUGGACUAUUCAGACGAGACAUCUUGUCCAACCCGCUUCCCAGGUGGGGCCUGGUGUCCUGCGUUCAUGUUUGAGUGCAACAAUCACGUCUGCAUUCAGAACAACUGGCUGUGCGACGGCUUUGACGACUGUGGAGACAACACGGAUGAGGACCCCCACACCUGCUCGUCUUUUCCCUGCUCACCUCCAGAAAGGUUUGUGUGUAACAACAAGAAGUGCAUCCACUCGAUACUCGUGUGCGACCAGGUGGACAACUGUGGAGACAACAGCGAUGAGAGCCUGGAGCUCUGUCAGGAGCCCACCCCAGCUCCGUGUACAACCCACGAGUUCAAGUGCAUGAAUGGUCACUGCGUCCCCCUCAUUAGUGUGUGUGACCACUACGACCACUGUGGGGACAAAUCAGACGAGCUUGGAUGCCACUUUGGUCCCAACAGAACCUGCAAGGAGAACGCCUGCAAGCAGAACUGCACUGACCUCAGUGGCAUUGGCUUCAUCUGUUCCUGCAAACCUGGAUAUGUGGUGGACCCCAAAAACCCGCUCAGCUGCAAUGAUAUCAACGAGUGUGACAUUUAUGCCACUUGCAGCCAAGAGUGUAAAAAUCUGAAGGGCAGCUAUGAGUGCCGCUGCGCCGAAGGUUACCGAGAGGUGGGAAGCGGGCACGAGUGUGCAGCCAAUGGGCCUCCACCUGUCCUUCUGCUGAUGGAAAGUGUGAGAAUCCGCAAGUUCAACCUGCAGACCACCAAGUAUGAGGAUUACAUCGCUGAGGAGGAGAGAGUGGGAGCCGUGGACUGCGACUGGGACCACAACGGCACGGGAUAUAGCAUGGUGUAUUUCACCGUGGAGGCCAAAGGCUCCAUACCCGGCGCCAUAAAACGAGCCUACCUGAGCGACGUGGAUGAUGGCAGCAACAACCUGGUCAUUACAGUCAACCUCAACCUAACCAACGUAGUGAAGCCUGAUGGGAUAGCAGUGGACUGGGUGGGAAGAAACGUAUACUGGACGGACGCCAGGACAAAAAGAAUCGAAGUUGCCUUGUUGGACGGAAGGUACCGGAAAUUCCUCAUCAGCAGCGACCUGGAGCAGCCAACGGCAAUCGCUGUCAAUCCAAAGCUGGGCUUGAUGUACUGGACAGACUGGGGAGCUUCGCCCAAAAUCGAAUCUGCCUGGAUGGACGGCCAGGAGAGGAAGGUGCUGGUUGACCAAAUCCAGGGGUGGCCUACGGGUCUCACCAUCGACUACGCCAACAACGACCGUGUGUACUGGUCCGACUCAAAGGACAACUUUAUCGAGUCCAUGUUCUCGUCUGGGGAGGACCGGCGUCUUGUUCUUCACGGAGAUCUGAAGAAUCCUUUCAGUAUCAACGUGUUUGAAGACCACAUCUACUGGUUCAGCAAGGAGAAGGGAGACGUCUUCCGUCAGAACAAGUUUGGGAGAGGCGCCAAGGUGAAGCUGCUGACUGUGGGCCCCUGGCUCUCUCAUUUCAGCGUCUAUCAACAGCAGCGUCACAGCCCAGCUAUACCAAACCGGUGUAAAGGAGACUGCAGUCACCUGUGCCUGCUGCGCCCCGGAGGGUACACCUGUGCCUGUCCCCAGGGGUCGUCCUUCAAUCCUGGCAGCUCCACGAAGUGUGACGCAGCAAGUGUGCCCCCACCCUUCAUGCCACCACCGUGCUUGUGUCGCAAUGGAGCCACCUGCUACCUGGAUGACAAUCUGGCCAAGUGCAAGUGCCCACCAUCCUGGAGCGGUGACUUUUGCCAGAACAACGAUAAUCUGCUUCAACAGUCAGUGGCUGUGGCGGUGGGUGUGACCGCCGCUCUUCUGGUGGUCCUCGUGUUCCUCGUUUUCGCAGCACACCAGAGAUCCAAUGGCAGGAAACUCUAUGACCUCAGUGGCGUCUUCACCCUGCCCAGUUUUAUGAGGAGGAAUGCAGGCACGGAGGAUGAGGAGGGCUUCGCCAACGUCUCCUACUCUCAGCACAAUGAGCCGUCUGUUAGCAUCGAGAAGACCAGCUCGGUUAGCACAGAUGCUGUGGCUGCUGAAGGAGGCCAUCUGAAUUUUGAUAAUCCCAGUUACACCCCUCAAUCUCCUCUUGGCCUGGGAGCGACUGCACCUGCCAGCACGAGUGCCAAGAAACAUCAGCUGCUGUUUAACAGGAAUUUUGUGGAGACGUUUGACAAUCCUGGCUAUGAGGAAAAUGGCGGCCCAGCCAGCUUUUUUGAAUCUACAUCAUAACUGCCCGAGC
Polypterus senegalus (gray bichir) is the source of this 13618-nucleotide messenger RNA. RefSeq names its product low density lipoprotein receptor-related protein 2b (gene lrp2b). The transcript is spliced from 79 exons. The record is from RefSeq and is a predicted model, not a curated record. NCBI's taxonomy places the organism in Eukaryota, Metazoa, Chordata, Cladistia, Polypteriformes, Polypteridae. Gene Ontology annotation, molecular function: calcium ion binding; protein binding. Bases 1 to 13608 code for a protein of 4535 amino acids.